Haliaeetus leucocephalus (bald eagle) is the source of this 765-nucleotide messenger RNA. It is a transcript of the gene EIF4EBP2, whose product is annotated as eukaryotic translation initiation factor 4E binding protein 2. The record is from RefSeq and is a predicted model, not a curated record. Gene Ontology annotation, molecular function: eukaryotic initiation factor 4E binding. Lineage: Eukaryota; Metazoa; Chordata; Aves; Accipitriformes; Accipitridae. The transcript has 3 exons. Gene Ontology annotation, biological process: negative regulation of translational initiation. The coding region runs from base 25 to 372 and encodes 115 amino acids. Gene Ontology annotation, cellular component: cytoplasm.
CCGCGGGGACAAUAGCGCGGGGCCAUGUCGUCCGCCGGCGGCCGCCAGCCCAGCCAGAGCCGGGCCAUCCCCACCCGGACCGUGACCCUCAGCGACGCGGCUCAGCUCCCCCCGGACUACUGCACCACCCCCGGCGGCACCCUCUUCUCCACCACCCCGGGGGGCACCCGGAUCAUCUAUGACCGCAAGUUCCUGCUGGACCGCCGCAACUCCCCCAUGGCCCAGACCCCGCCUUGUCACCUCCCCAAUAUUCCCGGCGUCACCAGCCCUGGCUCGGCCGGCGAGGAGCCCAAAGCGGACGCCAACAGCCUGAAUCACCAGGAGGGGAAGCCGUCCAUGGGGGAUGAUGCUCAGUUCGAGAUGGAUAUCUGAGCGGGAACCACGGAGAGGCAGCAACUCCCCAGACCUGUGCACACCCCAUUCGGCUUAGCAGGAUCCGUCCCGGCGAGUCGGAGGCGGCAGCGGUCCCCACCGGCGUCCCCUUCCCCGUCUGCCUCCCCCCCGCCCCUUUCCAGGGAGUGUGGCUCUGGCUUCACCCUCUUUAUGGGUGACCGGUCCCAGCAUGUGCCAGCCGGAGCAUCCCUCCCGGAUCCGGCCCUAUUCCUCCUCCUCCACCCGCUGGCAGCCUGAUCUCCGCCGGACUCCUUUGUAAAACGUCCCUUUGCCUCUUCUGCCACCUCAUGCUUCCCCCCCUUCUCCCCCCCAAAAACCCCCUCUCGUUACCCCAAAACCUCCCAUUGCUGGCAGCUUGGUAGUCCGGAGCUG